AACAGUGUGAAGUUAUAACUUAAAAUGUUAGUGUCAGUGUUACUAAGUUUAAUUGUAAUAUCAACAUUCAACACAAGUAAUGAAGUAAAUUCAUUAAAUAUAUUAGGAGUGUUUCCGUAUCAAGGGAAAAGUCACUUUUAUGUUUUUGAACCAUACUUAAAGGAAUUAGCAAACAGAGGAUACAACCUAACUGUUAUUUCAUACUUUCCACAGAAAGAACCGAUUAAAAAUUAUCAUGACAUUAGUUUGGCUGGAAAAUCUAUGAUAUUUGAAGGUAUAGUCCCAUUUCAAAAACAUUCCUCGCUAACAAAUAUGUUAACUAGCUUGGGACUGUCGUAUUUAGCGGUUGAUAAUUGUCACAUUAUGAUGGAUGAUGAAGAAGUGCAAGAUUUAUGGAAAACAAAAAUGAAAUUCGACGUAGCAGUUGUGGAACAAUUUAAUGGUGACUGUGCUUUAGGACUCGCGUAUAUCCUGAACACACCUGUUAUCGCUCUCACAUCUCAUCUUUUGAUGCCAUACCAUUACGAUCGUUAUGGAAUUUCUUACAACCCGUCGUACAUACCGUUCUUAUUAUUAGAAGGAAGCACUGAAUCGACACUCAUGCAACGUUUGGCACAUACUAUAUCGCAUAUUUACAUGAAAUUUAUUUACCAAUACUUGACGCAAAGGUAUGAAUAUAAAAUAAUUUCUAAAUAUGUCAAUAAUAUGCCACCACUAGAAGAAUUAGGGCGUAAUAUUAAAUUUCUACUACUGUACAAUAAUAUGAUGUUAACUGGAUCAAAUAUUUUACCGGCCAAUGUAAUUGAAGUUGGCGGUUAUCACGUUGCUAAACCGCAACCUCUGCGUGAUCACAUCCAAAUGUCAUUGCAUUUUAUUCCCACUGCGGCAUGUUGGGGACAACUGAAGCUUUAUAUCAUGGAGUGCCUCUAG
Papilio machaon (common yellow swallowtail) is the source of this 930-nucleotide messenger RNA. RefSeq names its product UDP-glucosyltransferase 2-like. Bases 25 to 930 code for a protein of 301 amino acids. Gene Ontology annotation, molecular function: UDP-glycosyltransferase activity. The transcript has 2 exons. Lineage: Eukaryota; Metazoa; Arthropoda; Insecta; Lepidoptera; Papilionidae. The record is from RefSeq and is a predicted model, not a curated record.